AGGCAGAUGGCCCCGCUGAACCUGGUGGAAGAACCAGAGCAGGUCAUCCUAAUAAACCAGUGGAAGGAACAUGUAAAAAAUAGGGUUCGUUUCAUUGAGAAUGAGAUAAAGAAGGCCGAGAGGCAGGUGGACCCAGUGGAAAAACCAGACCAGGUCGUGAAGAAGGCCGAGAGGCAGGUGGACCCAGAGGAAAAACCAGACCAGGUCGUGAAGAAGGCCGAGAGGCAGGUGGACCCAGAGGAAAAACCAGACCAGGUCGUGAAGAAGGCCGAGAGGCAGGUGGACACAGAGGAAAAACCAGACCAGGUCGUGAAGAAGGCCGAGAGGCAGGUGGACCCAGAGGAAAAACCAGACCAGGUCGUGAAGAAGGCCGAGAGGCAGGUGGACCCAGAGGAAAAACCAGACCAGGUCGUGAAGAAGGCCGAGAGGCAGGUGGACCCAGAGGAAAAACCAGACCAGGUCGUGAAGAAGGCCGAGAGGCAGGUGGACCCAGAGGAAAAACCAGACCAGGUUGUGAAGAAGGUAGAGAGGCAGAUGGCCCCGCUGAACCUGGUGGAAGAACCAGAGCAGGUCAUCCUAAUAAACCAGUGGAAGGAACAUGUAAAAAAUAGGGUUCGUUUCAUUGAGAAUGAGAUAAAGAAGGCCGAGAGGCAGGUGGACACAGUGUUAAAACCAAAGCAGGUAGGAAAGAACCAGAUUGAAAUAAAGAAGCCAAAUUUAGAGGAGAAAAUGGUCCUCAAAAACCUGGAGAGGAUGGAGAACAAAAGGCUGGAGAAGCAGGUGCUUCAGAUGGACCAGAUGACAAAGGUUGAAGAACUAGUGGAUCAGGUAGGUUUGAAGACUAAGGUUAAUAAACCUGAGAAGCAGGUGUGUCUACAGGACAGGCAGGUGGUUCUAGUGAACCGGGUGAAGGAACCAGACAGGGAUGAAGCACCUGAGCACCAGUGGACAGAACUGGAGGAGCCAGCAGCUUUGGAGCACCAAACAUGGAAACUGAAGGAGCAGAACCUGGAUAGAGGAUGCACUGAAGAUCCACUGAAGAACAUCUCCGAGGCGUCUUCAAACAAACCGGACCACGAGCAGCUGCAGGACGACGUUCUUGUUCCCCCCAUCGUCGAAGCCCAACCUGGAGAGUCCGGGGCUCUGAUGGAGACCGCGCGUGAAGAUGAAGGUGUCCCGAUGCCGAAGUCGAGGAGAGCCAGCCUGAGAACCAAACGGUUCCAGUUCUUCAACGCCUGAAGCUGAGGUGGUGACGAUCCGGAGAUCAUCCAAUCACACGCCGACUUUUCCAACAUCAAAAUAACAAUAAAGUGCCUUCAUGAA
Molecule: messenger RNA, 1323 nt
Organism: Trichomycterus rosablanca
Lineage: Eukaryota; Metazoa; Chordata; Actinopteri; Siluriformes; Trichomycteridae
Product: titin-like
Exons: 3
Coding region: 7-1239 (410 amino acids)
Source: RefSeq, a predicted model, not a curated record